AUGAGACAUUAGAGGGAUAAAAACCUUUCAUUCAAAGCAUUCAACACAUCGAACGAAUGCUGUCAUUGUGUUUUGAGUGGCACUGGCAUCGGUUGUGUGUAUUGACGAGAAAUCUUAAAUCGAAGCGAAAAAAUUCAUUGAAACAAACAAAAACAAUUAUAGCAAAUCAUGACCAAAGAAAGUGCGUGUCGCAUUUGCGAAAAGAAAUAUUCGUCGAAUUUUGCAAAUCUUUUCGAUUCAAAAGUUAAGGUGUACGAAAAUGAUAAUUACAUGGUUUCGUAUUUUGAAGCGAUGCAGCAAUUGACAGGCAUGGAGAUUGAUUACAGCAACAAUGUGUCGAAUAACAUUUGUGUGGAUUGUCAAAAUCGCGUGAAAUUGGCGUACAAAAUUCGUGGUGAAAUCAUUAAAGCAAUUGAAAAAAAGAAUCCAAAAACGAUUGUCUAUCAAAUCAUCACAAAAAACAAUGGAAGCGAAGCAAAAUGCAUUGACGGUGGUUCUAUGGUACACGAAGAACUGGUGGAAAUUACCGAGGUCGAAGAAGAUUACCAACUGGAAUCGGAAUUGAGUGAACAAGUUUAUGUGGUUGAAAAGAAUGAUGAGGAAAGUAUUGAAUAUUUAAAUGAUGGGGAACUAAUCACAGACGAUCCAAUUAGCGAGGAACCAUUAGAUGCGGUCAGCUUUUUACUGGAAAAGAAAGACUUAUUCAAAGACGAUGAUGCCUCAAUGGCCAAAAAAGGACGACGCACUCACCGAUGUGAGGUGUGCGAAAAGACAUUUAUGCGCAAAUCCAAUUUGGUCGAUCAUCUACGUUUGCAUGCAAACGUGAGAUUAUACAAAUGCGAACAUUGCAGCAAAGAAUUCGUUCAGGCUGGAAACUAUCGUUCACACUUACGUAUCCACACCAAGGAGAGACCGUUCAAAUGUUCAAUGUGUCCAAAGACUUAUAAUCAAUCGAGUGCACUGAAAGUUCACAUUCGUUCCCACACAAAUGAGAAGAACUACAUUUGUCCAACUUGCGAUAAGGGAUUUACAAACUCAUCCGAUUUAAAUAAGCACAUUCGCGUGCAUGACCCAACCCUGAAAAUCAAGUGUGACUUUUGUGACAAGACCUUUGCUCAACGCGUCAAUUUAAGGAAUCAUGUGAUUCGUCACCAUCCCAAAAAGUCCAAGAAAUAAACGGAAUCCAUUGUUUGAAACAUUUAUUGAUAGUAAUAGGUUGGGCGAAUCAAAAUAUUUAUUUUUUUUUGUUUUUCGUACAUUCGGACAAACCAUUUUUAAAAUUAUUUCAAAUUCCGAUGCAGUUUUCUAAAUAUUUUCUUUGUGUAAAUAUUUUGAUUCGCUCAAAUUUUAACAUAACCCAACGAACAAAUAUGUAACGUUUUUAGGACAUUUUAACGUUAAAAAAUGUAACGCUUUAACCCAUUUUUGUGGCAAUUUUCGUGUCAAAUGGAAGGUAGAAUAUAGGCAUAAUGUGAACCACUUUUUCGGCUUUUUCGUGUUGCGAUACACAACAACAUCUUCUGUGUGUUUCGAUUGUUUCUCUUUUUGUUAUUAUAUUCUAAGAAACUGUAGCGGCAAUACAAUGUAAACAAAUGUAAAUAACAUAAACUCGUUGAGUUCAUAAUAUCGUA
Molecule: messenger RNA, 1631 nt
Organism: Contarinia nasturtii (swede midge)
Lineage: Eukaryota; Metazoa; Arthropoda; Insecta; Diptera; Cecidomyiidae
Product: zinc finger protein 34-like
Exons: 6
Coding region: 169-1176 (335 amino acids)
Biological process (GO): regulation of DNA-templated transcription
Cellular component (GO): nucleus
Molecular function (GO): zinc ion binding; DNA-binding transcription factor activity, RNA polymerase II-specific; RNA polymerase II cis-regulatory region sequence-specific DNA binding
Source: RefSeq, a predicted model, not a curated record